UGGUCUCAGCAGCCAGAUCCCCAUGCUAACCUCAUGACCAGAAAAGAGAAGGACUGGGUGAUAAAAGUACAGAUGGUGCAGCUGCAGAGUAUAAAGCCCCAACUGGAUGACUACUACUACCAGAAAUAUUACCAGCAGCUAGAAAAGAAGUAGGCAGAUGAAGAGCUACUUGGACAAAGAAACUGGGUUGAGUCCCUCAGCCUGGUAAUGCCUUACAUUCAGAAGGCAGAGUCUUAUGAGUCAGUGGUCCAAAUCGAGGGUUCCCUGGGCCAGAUAGUUGUGUCAAUGUGUUUCAGCCCUCACCGAGCUAUUGAUGCUGUACCUCAUGGAACUCAAUAGCAGGAUAUAGGAGUUGCAAGCAGUCAGAGGCUUGUGGUAUUAUACUGGAUUGAGAAGAUGUGCCGUCAGUUACUAGAAAUAGAGGAAGGCUGCAAGAAUAGGCCUCCACAGCCCUGCUUUUCUGAGAAGCAAAGCAACCAGGUUGAGAAGCUCUUCCAGACCUUAAAGACCCAGGAGCAGAACAAUGUGGAGGAGGCAGCAGAUGGCCUCCUGCAGGUGCUCUCUGUGAGGAAGGGCAAGGCCCUGGUGGCCCAGCUGCUCCCCUUCCUGCCCCAGGAUCAGGCUGUUACCAUUCUAUUGGCUAUCACCCACCAUCUCCCCUUCCUGGUCCGGAGGGAUGUGGCUGAUCAGAUCCUACAAAUGUUGUUCAAACCUCUGGGCAACUAUAUCAGUCACCUGACCCUCCAUGAACUCCUCCAAGGACUUCAGAGACUAAUGCUGUUACCACCUGGCUCCUCAGAGCAGACAGUCACCAUGGUGCUUCAGAAUCGGUUUGGAAUAUCUUUGUUCUAUGCCCUGCUGAGUCAUGGGGAGCAGCUGGUAUCACUGAAUUCUUCCCUAGAGGAACCCAACACUGACUGUACAUCUUGGACAGACAGGGUGGUUCUGAUUGCCUGGGAGAUAGCCCAGAUGCCUGCAGCCUCUCUGGCAGAACCCCUGGCCUUCCCCAGCAACCUACUUCCCCUGUUCAGUCACCAUGUGGACAAACAAUUGUUUCAGCAGCUGGAGGUCAGGAGGGAGUUUGCCUGGAUCUGCUGAUCUGUUUGUUCUGGAAUACAUAUAUCUUGGAAGUUGAAUCAUCAGACACUGGCUGCAUAGACUUUGUUUACAUG
Messenger RNA from Callithrix jacchus (white-tufted-ear marmoset), 1172 nucleotides. The record is from RefSeq and is a predicted model, not a curated record. Lineage: Eukaryota; Metazoa; Chordata; Mammalia; Primates; Cebidae.